Molecule: messenger RNA, 345 nt
Organism: Clonostachys rhizophaga
Lineage: Eukaryota; Fungi; Ascomycota; Sordariomycetes; Hypocreales; Bionectriaceae
Source: the annotation of a GenBank genome assembly
AUGAUCAAAGGCCUCGGUCAGGAAGACCUGUAUGAAGUCGAGACAAUGAAGACAGUCAAGUACAAGAAAGAGGAUGCGUUUUCCAACCACCCUAUCAAAGAUCUUGCUGCUACCCUUGAUGACUAUUCUCGAAUCGACAAUGGAGCAACUGGCGGCAAUACCAUCAUCCGCGAACUGUUUGUUGUUCUACUACAAGCAGAAACUGAGAGACAUGCGGCGAACACCGCAUGGCAAAUGGCCAACAUCAGUUUGCCAACAUCAAACAUCCACGAGGUCGCUGCCAAUGGGCACCAUAUGGCCCCAUAUAACCAGCGGCUGCGCUCGAGGCGUGUUGGGCAGCACUGA